CGGGCCCCGGCUCUGCGGACCCACUGCGGGAGCUGGGGCGGCGUGGCUCGGUCGGCGUCCUUCUGGUGCCCCCCACCCCGUCCUGCGCUGCCUGAGGCCCCGCCAUGGCCCAGCAGAGAGCCCUGCCGCAGAGCAAGGAGACUCUGCUGCAGUCUUACAACAAGCGGCUUAAGGACGACGUCAAGUCCAUCAUGGACAACUUCACCGAGAUCAUCAAGACCGCCAAGGUUGAGGACGAGACGCAGGUGUCGAGGGCCACUCAGGGCGAGCAGGACAACUACGAGAUGCACGUGAGAGCCGCCAACAUCGUCCGAGCCGGCGAGUCCCUGAUGAAGCUGGUGUCUGACCUCAAGCAGUUCCUCAUCCUCAAUGACUUCCCGUCGGUGAAUGAGGCCAUCGACCAGCGCCGCCAGCAGCUGCGUGCCCUGCAGGAGGAGUGUGACCGGAAGCUCGUCGCGCUGCGGGACGAGGUCUCCAUCGACCUGUACGAGCUGGAGGAGGAGUAUUACUCGUCCAGGUACAAAUAGGGCUGGACCCCGUGCACAGCGGACCUGCGGACCCGGGCCCGGCCAGCAGGGGUGGCCCAACCCCACCCGGCAGCCUGAAGGUCCUUGCUUCCAAACCCUUCCUGGUCUUGGCAACAGAACCCUUUGUCUGGGUUUCAGAGCAGACCUCAGAGUCAGAACAUCUGAUCAACAGACAGCUGAUGCUGCCUCCCGGGGCCCGGGCAUCAGAAUGAAAAUCAGAGCCUCAAGGGUUGGGAGGGCCAGGCCAGCGUUUCUGUCUGGGGGCCCAUCUGUCUGUCUUAAUCGUCUAAUCCAGGUCUAAACAUCCCAGCCAUGCGGGGCCAGCGCUCUUGGCUACCCAGCCCCUGUCCAGGACCCCAGUGCUUGCCCAGGGUUGUGAUUCGCCAUGGGUGUCACCGAACACCCACUCUGUGUGUGUCGGGGUGGGGGUUCCUGGGAAGGAGGAGGAGAAAAUCCAAGUGGAGUGUGGCCUUGAACGCCAGGCCUGGGCACUUGGACCAGAGUUCCCAUUCAGCUCAGCAUUAUUCACAGAUCACAGCCCUCCUGCGCUCUAGGCCCAAUCACAGCAAUAGGCAAGGCGUGUGACGCCAGCCCUCGUGGCCUGCUUACAAUUCCGAAACCAAGGCAGUUUGAGCUGGAGGGACCCCAGGAAAUCAGAAUCCAGGUGUAAUUUACUUACGGGGAAGCUGAGGCUGGAGAGGCCUCGCACAUCCGUCGUUAGCUUGGAAAAAUCAAGACUCACUCCAGCAGACGCGGGGUUGGCACCCCCUCGCCCUUGCUGGAUAAACGUGUCUUUCCUGUCAUGAAUUUUCAUUGCUCCUUUCUGUCCCGUGGUGGCCAGGCUGGGGCCAAAGAUGCCCAGAGCCAGCGUGUCUGUGGCCUGAGGCUUGAUUUCUGUGUGCGUUCCAGUGCCACCCCUCACGGUCCCUCCUGCCUUUACCUUCGUGGGAAGGGACGAGUGUCACUGCUCGGUUGGAGUGGUUUAAACUCUUCCAGAGGGUUCUGCGGCCACCUCUCAUCCCUGAUGCCUACUGGCUCAGCAGACACACAGCAAGUGCCUCCUGCAUAGUAGCCUUCAGGGAGGGGUCCAGAGUGGUCCCUGGGGGGGUUCAGACCCUGCUGGGGGCAUUGUUCCUUAUGUCCUUGUGUUUGCCCCCUUGUGGCCCCCAUGGGCCAGGGCCAUGGACUGAAUGUCUGCAGGAGAGAGCUUAGCCCUGCCUCUUGAGAUUGAGGGCAAUGGGGGCUGAAGGGGAACGCCUGAGAGCCAGGCUCCUCCUGUCCUGGCUCCAGGCCGUCAGUCUGGCUCAGGGGGGUUUCUAGUCCAGCCUGGGGUCUUCGAGAGGCUGAGGCCCUCCGUCUGUAAAUGCCUGUGGUGGCCGGGGCUCAGCUGAGUCAGGGCUAGCCGGCUGUGGGCCCCUCCCUGCUUGUCCCCUACACAGGCGGCGUGUCCCCGCCCCAGCCACCAGCGCUCAGCCCGUUCUCCGUGUGCGUCUCCGCUGCCCACACGCUCGCUUCCCCGCUUUCUGCUCACGAUUUGCUUUCUCUGCCUCUCGCCCUCCACUCUCCGCAAAACUCUGCUCUGUGUCCAGGAUGGUUCUGAGGCUGGAUGCUGGGGGCGGGAGCGAGAGGCAGGAUUCGGGAGGAAGCCCGUGGGACAAGUGUGGGGAUGGGCGUAUGCCCCACUCGCCCCCUGGACGGCCUCCACGAGCCAUGCUCUGUUCACCUGCAUCCCUGCCCUAAGAGGCCAGCCGUGCUGUCCCCACACUAGACAAGAUCUGGUGCGUUCAGCGUGGCAUGGCCGUAGACUGUCCCCGUGUUAGAGACGGGAGCCUGAGUUCAAGGUGCUGGGGUCCUGUUUGAGGUCACACAGCUGGUGCAGGGCUGCAGGACAGAACGCCAGGGCCUCUGCUUCUAACCGCCACCCCAUUCAGGCUGAGUCCCAGGCCCAGAGAGUAGACAGGGUCUCUGCCCCCAGGGCCCUUGAGAAGUGCAGGGACCGUGGAGACCACCUCUGGACGCUGGUUCCUGCAGCUAGAGAGUGGAGCUGGCAGCUCCCUGCAGGAGGAAGGCAGCCGGAGCCAGGAGGGACACGGAUGGGUCAGUGGAAGGGACCUGCCGAGGUCACACAGCCUGCCAGUGGCUGGUCCCAAAUGGGUCCCUGUAGGAGCCCCUGGAGGACCCGGAAGCAGGCGCAGCUCCCCGUGCACACGGGAGGAGGGGAAUGCAGGUCUGGGGUGUGAUCUGUGUUUCCUUAACUGCUUCUAUCUUGCUUUCCUUCCCUGGCUUCAUCUCUGCCUGCUCCUGUCUCUCCCUUGGUUUCUGGUGGUGGAAAAGCUCAAGUCUAUGUGAAGCUAAUGAUCUGCCUCUGUGCGAAGCUUACUGGAGGCUGGACCCGGACACAGACUCCGCUGACUGCCUCUCAGCCCCUCUGCUCGCAUCCCCGGAGCCCAGUGCUGGCGGCCCCCUGCAGGCUGCAGCCCCUGCCCACUCCCACACUAGUGGCCCCGGCCCCACGGAGCACACCUGAGCCUCCUGGGGCUCCCCCCCCCCCGCCCCGGACCCCUAGGAUUUUAGGAACGAAAUCCAGUCCUCCCCUCUGGGCCCACCCCAGCCUCCACUCCCUUCAGCCCUGGUGCCCACUUGGGGAGCCACUGUGGCUUCUUUGGGAACCUUGUCAGCCCAGGGACAGCCCACCUAGGAGUGUUGGGGGGAAGGAGUGCCCCCCACCAUUCCAGGGUGGCCCAUCCUUCCUAUUUGCUGCUUUCUGGGCUGGCUAGAAGGGAGUUUCCAGGAGAGUUUGUCCCACUGAGGACCUGGCAGCAGGGCAGGAGGAUGCCCAGUGUUGGGAAACCUAACCUGUGCGUGCUGUUUACCAUGGGGGGAGGGGGGACGUGCACAGCUCUGCCCACUACCUCAUCCUGAGGCUCCUCUGCUAGCUGACUGCCCCUGCAGGGCUGUGGGGAAAGGGGACUGCCCACUCUCAUGGAAGUCAGGCAGAGUGCUUCCUAAUUCUGUUGCUGCAUACAUUUGGUUAUUUUUGUAAUAAAAGACUGUUGAAUAAAACCACCUCUGCCCUUUUGCA
Cervus elaphus (red deer) is the source of this 3609-nucleotide messenger RNA. RefSeq names its product mediator complex subunit 22 (gene MED22). The transcript is spliced from 4 exons. The coding region runs from base 105 to 527 and encodes 140 amino acids. The record is from RefSeq and is a predicted model, not a curated record. Gene Ontology annotation, molecular function: transcription coregulator activity. Lineage: Eukaryota; Metazoa; Chordata; Mammalia; Artiodactyla; Cervidae. Gene Ontology annotation, cellular component: mediator complex. Gene Ontology annotation, biological process: regulation of transcription by RNA polymerase II.